Coprinopsis cinerea okayama7#130 is the source of this 1260-nucleotide messenger RNA. RefSeq names its product nam9 protein. NCBI's taxonomy places the organism in Eukaryota, Fungi, Basidiomycota, Agaricomycetes, Agaricales, Psathyrellaceae. Gene Ontology annotation, cellular component: mitochondrial small ribosomal subunit. Gene Ontology annotation, molecular function: structural constituent of ribosome; rRNA binding. Gene Ontology annotation, biological process: positive regulation of translational fidelity. The transcript is spliced from 3 exons. The record is from RefSeq and is a predicted model, not a curated record. The coding region runs from base 88 to 1260 and encodes 390 amino acids.
UGCAAUCCUCCCUCGACGCUCGACAGUGUCCGGUCAUCGUCUACCAGCAAUCUCAUAGACCUGGUAAACGUCCAGUAACGCGCCAAAAUGCGUGAUAGAGGCGUCUUCAGCUUCAGAAGGGCUCUGCCCCGCAUGAGCUGGUCGCCGAAGAACUUGUAUAAUCUCUGGCGACGCACGAUGGGUCCCAGGUCCGACGACCUCCGUUUCCGAAUAACUGCAUCCACUACCCUCUUCCAACAACGCUGGAAGUCGAAAGCGCUCGUCCGAGCAUACCAUGGAGACUUUAUCCCUGAAAAAAUCUUCAAACGCUGGUACCUCCCUGAAACACUGCCUGACGUCCGUCCCCAGCGCUCGACGGCACCCGUAGGCGAUGACAAGGCUGCUCUCGCAGAGUAUGCUCGGAGGAAACAGAGGGAGAAGAGCUUCGACGAGGAGAUUGAGGAAAAGGGCAUGGCGCCUGUUGGAAGUUUGAUGUUCCAGGAGGUGGAGAGGAGGAUAGACGUGUUCCUUUUUAGGUGUUGCUUUGCGCAUAGUGUGUAUGAGGCAAGGCGGAUGGUCAUCCAUGGUGAUGUCCUGCUGAAUGGCAGAAAGCACACCAACGCCAACACCCGACUUGCUCCUGGAGACAUGGUCACCGUCAACCCUGACGCUAUCCGCUUCUUCAAAAAACUGCCCGGGGAAUACGAUGAUAUCGUCGGCAGGCUGCUCACUCCCAAGAAGCCCGCUAAGGACGCACCCGCAACUGCAACCAUCGAGGCCGCAGAGACCACCGAGGCUGCAGCAUCCACCGAGGGCACCGAAUCCGCUGCCGAAGCCGCCGAAGAGCAGCCAGCAGCUGAAGAGUCCAAACCCGCUGAAGCCGCCGAAAAGUCGACCGGCCUCACGCCCUUCUACCUCCCGCACUACGCCUCCCCUUGGCUCUUCAUCCCAGCCUACAUCGAACCCUCCUUCUCAACCUGCUCCGCCAUCUACGUCCGCCACCCCACCGCUCGCCCAGGGUACUCCGAGAUCCCCACCCCAUACGACGCCGACGGUGCGCUCAUCCGUUACGCUUGGGAGUGGUACGUCCAGCGUCGCCCCCGAGUGAGGAGCAAGAGCCAGCUCGCACGUAUGCCUGAGGAUCGUGCCUUCAAGCUUCGACAGGCCGCUGAGGACGGUAUCCUCAGCAAUGCCCAUACGAAUAAGGCCCAGGAUACGGAGAGGUUGAAGAGGUUGUUGAAGCAGUCGAAGAGGAGGGGAAAGAAGGUUGCUACGGUGUAG